AUGGAGGGAAAGGCAUGGCGUAUUGAUGAAGAAACAGUUCUUAAGACUUUUUUUUUUAAUUCCACAGGGAAAAAAUUUGUUAAUGACGAUUCCAUUUGUGUCCUGGGAAUAAGCAAAAGAGACCUCCUUUUUCAACCAGUGGCAGAAUUGAGGAAGGAAACAGAUUUUGAGCACCGGAUUCCCAAACACCAGUGGUGGCUGAAACUUCGGCCUCUCAUGAAGAUCUUGGCCAAGUAUAAGGCGAGCUACGACGUGUCUGACUCUGGCAAGCUAAAGCCCUUGGUACGCCACCACCAGUACCACCAUACCCCCCACAGGGAGCCUGCAGCCAUCUGAACGCAGCGUGCCACCGGUGGACCUACACAUUCGUCUAGAGAGGCCUGGAACUUUCCAGGGACCAUCUUCUUUUGUAACAUUUAAAUUAUUUAUCUGCACUUUAUGCCAAGUAUUGUUGACCAAGUAUCGUUGACCGUAAUACAUAACCAGAGAGAAUGCCACUUGCUGUCAUCACUGACCCCAGUCAGACCUUGAGAUGCCCCAGCCUCAUGUACUUGACCCAGCAUCAGUUUUCUACGGUGCCCUGUACCAUCUUACGCUUUCAUGUGUCUAUCUAGUGGAAUUAAACAUUUGGUUACAACUCC
Molecule: messenger RNA, 641 nt
Organism: Nannospalax galili (Upper Galilee mountains blind mole rat)
Lineage: Eukaryota; Metazoa; Chordata; Mammalia; Rodentia; Spalacidae
Product: ATP-dependent 6-phosphofructokinase, platelet type-like
Exons: 3
Coding region: 1-336 (111 amino acids)
Biological process (GO): fructose 1,6-bisphosphate metabolic process; fructose 6-phosphate metabolic process; canonical glycolysis
Cellular component (GO): 6-phosphofructokinase complex; membrane
Molecular function (GO): 6-phosphofructokinase activity; ATP binding; fructose-6-phosphate binding
Source: RefSeq, a predicted model, not a curated record